AUGGCGACGGCAUACAAGAUUAAUGUCCCGGCGACAAACACCGGACUAUGGAAAUUCGAUCAGACAGACGCCACGGCGAGCAAGGUGUCUGAACUACUACAGGAGGAUCUCGAAAAACACCAUGUCUUCUUCAACAACGAUGGCUUCCAUAACCAUAUCCCUCAUCACGUCUUGGCCCUCUUCGGCACCGGCGCGGGCGCUGACGCCAUCCAGAUGGCGUACAAGGGAAACCAAGACUACCAGAGACCAGCCAAGAGCGCCCGUGACACCGUUACAGACGAGCUGCGCAGCUGGGAAAAAGCCAAAAAUUACUUCGGGAAGGAGAAGCACUACCCAGACUUCCUUCGCUUCUUCCAGCGCGAGAUCGAGAAGCUGGGCUGGGAAGCGGUGCUGAACGAGCACCUCUUCAAGGGCGACGAGCGCGCAGACGAACUGUUCCGGCGCAUGUUCUCGGGCUUCAUGCACCCCAUCAUCCAGCUCAUGUACGGCGUCGAGUGGGAGCAGCCCGCCAUCAUAGCCGAGGCCCUGGCCCAGGCCGCGGUACACAGGAACCAGCUCAAGACAUUUUUCGACGAGACGGAGAAGCGCGCCGCUGCCCAGACGACGCCGAUGCCCCUGAUCGCGGACCUUGUUGAUGAGGUUCGUCAGAGCCAGAAGCUUGCGAAAGCCGCCGAGUUGAAGGAAGUGAACGCGAUCUAUCACGGGAUCCUGAAGAGCGCGCCCGAGGAGUUGCUCCGGAUCGCGAGCAAGGUCAAGGUGCGCCCCGAGGAGUUGGACGAGAGGACGGCCGAGAUGUUUCACGCGACCUUCUACGUCGCCGGCGGCGCGGCUCUUCGACCGGGUAAGGAGGCAAAAUGGGAUUUCUUCUUAAUCCACCACACGAACGCGGCGCCCAUGUUCCUCAGCUUCAACUCCAAACCGUGGAUCUCGACAGAGAACAAGGUGCGCAUGCUGGAGCACAAGAUCCGGCUGGAUCUGGUACAGUAUGCGUCGCGCGGGUGUCCGCCGCUGCGUGUGGAGGAUAUCAAGUCGUACAGGCCAAAGGAUACAGAUCAGGGCAAGAGCUUGGUCCCCAAGCUGACUGGUAAGGUGCCCUCUUCGACGCACUCAGAACUGUGGCUGACUGAUGACACAGACCUCCUUCCAAGGUUCUAUAAUAUCGCUGACGAUGGCCACACCAUCAAAGUGGUCAGAUCCCUCGGGAUUUGCCAUGAGCUUUUAUCAAAGUAUGACGAGAAACCCUGGAUCAGAAUCAAGGGCGAUGAGUGGCUCAACCUCACCUACAUGUUGCUAGACGGCACAGAGCACGAUGAGACAAGGUGGGCUCGCUCAGCGGGCUUCCCAGAUGCGUGGAAGGACAUUCCUGCUCGCGAUUGGCUAGCCGACGGCGAUUGGAACACGUCGAGGUUGUAA
Molecule: messenger RNA, 1413 nt
Organism: Colletotrichum orchidophilum
Lineage: Eukaryota; Fungi; Ascomycota; Sordariomycetes; Glomerellales; Glomerellaceae
Product: HypA protein
Exons: 5
Coding region: 1-1413 (470 amino acids)
Molecular function (GO): oxidoreductase activity
Source: RefSeq, a predicted model, not a curated record